GCCACAGAUGACGUGGAGCUGCGCUGUAUUUAGGGGCUGCCUCCUCUGCUCCCCGAGACCUGGCGUGAAGACCGCCACCAGGAGCUCUGAACACGCAGGCCCAAAUUGGAAGAAGAGAUGGAUUUUGAUAAAAGAGGUUAAAUAACAGGUUUCUCCAUUUCACCUUAUAUGAACGGGAUGGGGGGUGGGGGUGCCGGGCCUCCAGCCAAUAGAGGACCAAGAGUUGUCAGGAGGGCUUAUAAAGCUUGCUAUUUCUGGCAUUUUUUCUCUUUCUCUGCUGAUUAUGCAGCAGACUCGCACAGAGGCUGUCGCGGGCGCGUUCUCUCGCUGCCUGGGCUUCUGUGGAAUGAGACUCGGGCUCCUUCUACUUGCAAGACACUGGUGCAUUGCAGGUGUGUUUCCGCAGAAGCUUGAUGGUGACAGUGCCUACGUGGGGAUGAGUGACGGAAACCCAGAGCUCCUGUCAACCAGCCAGACCUACAACGGCCAGAGCGAGAACAACGAAGACUAUGAGAUCCCCCCAAUAACACCUCCCAACCUCCCUGAGCCAUCCCUCCUGCACCUGGGGGACCACGAAGCCAGCUACCACUCGCUGUGCCACGGCCUCGCCCCCAACGGUCUGCUCCCUGCCUACUCCUACCAGGCCAUGGACCUCCCAGCCAUCAUGGUGUCCAACAUGCUAGCACAGGACAGCCACCUGCUGUCGGGCCAGCUGCCCACGGUGAGUCCCUGUUACCUGUCAUGGUCCUGCUGGUGACAGCAGGGUGGGGGU
Cebus imitator (Panamanian white-faced capuchin) is the source of this 772-nucleotide messenger RNA. RefSeq names its product TOX high mobility group box family member 2-like. Gene Ontology annotation, biological process: regulation of transcription by RNA polymerase II. The transcript is spliced from 3 exons. Gene Ontology annotation, cellular component: nucleus. The record is from RefSeq and is a predicted model, not a curated record. NCBI's taxonomy places the organism in Eukaryota, Metazoa, Chordata, Mammalia, Primates, Cebidae. Bases 284 to 757 code for a protein of 157 amino acids. Gene Ontology annotation, molecular function: chromatin DNA binding.